AAAAUGGAAAAUAAGGUGAGAAACCUUGUCUCCUCCCUGCCUCUGUGCCUUUCGUCCUCCUUUCGAGUGUCAACUCUACAAAACUUUGGAGAAGACGAGAGACAGGAACCGAAAAGUCGAAUCAAGUUCUCUCUCUCUCUCUCUCUCUCUCGUUCUCUCCGGCAAUUACUUGGUUCUUUCUUGAGGCUUAGAGGUAGUUGAGAAGAUGACAAGUGAGAGUGAGAUCAGACGUAACGGGAAAAGCUCCCGUUUGUCAGCUCUUGCUCAACCCUUCACCGUCAAUCGCCCUUCUCUGCGACCUAAUUCCACUCAAUUUCAUCCUUUACCUGUUUCUACUGCUUCCACUUCUCAUAUCAACUCAGGCUCGAGCGCCUAUGGACAUGACCGACCCCCUGAAAUCCAACCUAGUUCCUACUACAAACCCUACCCGCCAGAUGCACAUGAACCUCGAGCUGCUUACGUCAUCCCUCGUGACCCGGUAUCCGAUUCUUUGGCUGUUGCUGAAUCGGCUCAGGCUGGUUAUUUUUCGGGAUUGGUCUCUGCAUCUCACGAGAGUGGUAGUGUAGACGGGUUGGGCCAAGGAGAGAGUUCCUUUAGCGACUCGAUGGAUUUCAGUAGCUUGCUUAAACAAGGUAUUGCAAAGGAGAGCUUCUUCCCAAAUUUUAAUGCGCAUACUGCUGCACCUACAAUUUCCCAGACAUCGGAAUAUGGUUUUGCUCAACCUCCAAUUUUCAGAACCUCAACCAAUUCUUCUGUAAUUGAUUCAGUUUCAUUGAAGAAUGUGGAUCCAUAUUUUAGUGGUGCAGCGAGAAACAAGAAAAAUGUCCAUGAUCUGGUUAGCAUUUCGGAGGCUCAAAUUCUGUGCAGUGCCUCAGAUGGAAUAACUUGUACUGAGAAAGUCCUAAUUCGAAAUGGGGAGAGAAAGAGGGAUGAGUUUGUCACAAGCAGGGCACUGGAUCCCUUGGUUGGGGAUUCAUCUUUACCACGAAUCAAUUGUCCAAAGGUUUCUGAUAGUGUCAAUCCAAAAACGCAUGGCGCUGAAGCAAGUGGUCCUGUUGGUGAUAUGUUUUUUGACCAGAAUGACUCUGAGGUGGAUUCACCUUGUUGGAAAGGAACCCAAUUUUAUAGAUCAACAAGUGCAAUUUCCAGAACAGUUAAUUUGCAACAUUCUAGUAAUGAAUUAGAAGCAUGCAACAGAUUGAAUCCUUUGGCUCCUCAGUUUUUGCCAUCUGACAGUAGACAAACUAUAGACACCGAAAAGGAAUAUGAUGCAGAUGAUUUUUCAUCAUUCCAGAGAGCAUUGUCUCCAUCUGUUGCUUUCUUCUCAGGGGACCACGGAGUAAGAGAAUUUGUUAAAGCAGGAAGAUGCACUUCAGAAGUGAUCAGUGUUGUUGGGAUGCAAUCUUCUAGUAAUGUCCAUGAGCCAGAAAUACCCUGUAUGCUACCUCACCAGUCGUAUGGAUGCUCUGCACUUGAAUCUCCUGGCAGAGAUUCUAAUUUUGUGAACUUAAACCAUGCUGGUAAGGUGACAGAUGCGUCUAACAGAUUGAAUCCCUUGGCCCCUCACUUUGUACCUGCCACUGCUAAACAAGACGGUUGUCAGCCUGAGAAAGAAUAUGAUGGAGAUGAUUCCUCAUCUCUCCAGAAAACUGGAUAUUCUUUUGUUGCUUUCUCAUCUGGAGACGGGGGAUUGGUUGUGGAUUCUGUUAAAGCACAAAGAUCUUCAGAAGUUAGCAAUAUUGUUAGGACUCUUUCCAAUGCCAAUAAACUGGAAAUAGGCAAUUUUCUGCCCAGUUUGCCACAUAAAAGCUCUGUGAUUGAACAUUCCUGUGUUCAUGAACCUCAACCAUCUCUUGUACCGAAGUACUUGAGAUCUAAUAAUCAGCUGGUGUCAGGGCCAAAUUUUCCAUGUUCCGUUAGGAGUAUUAGUGCCACUGAAAAUAAUUCUUUGAAUAAUAUGUCUUUCCAUGUAACAGAAAAUGUCUUAAAUUCAUCUUCCACUGAAGUUGAACUCUUUCCCAAUUUUACUCAAACACGUCAGGGUUCAUGCAAAUCUGCAUCUUCAAAAAUAGAUGGUGAAUUACUGCUUAAUAUGAUGCAUGAGCUAUCAGAGUUGCUUAUUCAGCACUGUUCAAAAGAUUUUCUUUCAAUGAAUGAGAGUGAACAUGACAUUGCCUGGAAUGUUAUUAGUAACCUUUGUUUAUAUAUCAGAAAUACAGCUCCAAGGGAUCAAAAGUCCGAAUCAAGCCAUCCGGGUACGUCGUAUAGUCCCAGGCAAUUAGCUGAUGAGGCACUCAAAGGGAACUCAACUAAAAACCUACAGGUGACGAGAACUAAGGGUAAAGCUGUUCAAAAUGAUCUGGAGAUGAAAGGAAGUUGUUCCGUAUUGUUUGAUGAAGCACUGGGUUCUUCUUGUCCAGGCAACAAUGAGGGAAGGGGAAAAGCCAAUGGCAUAACUCAGAUGCAGGCUAUUGCUAAGAAUGCUUUGCAAGGAUCCUGUGGAACUGAGGAAAUGAGCCCGCAGGCUUUGCUGUUUAGGAGUUUGUGGCUAAAGGCCGAAGCAGCAUUAUCUUUCUUUAAUUAUCAGGCUUCUGCAUCAAACGUUAGCAAAUGAACUCAAGUGACAUGAACCGAACAAAGGACUAUCAGUGUAGGGCUGGUGACUCUAGUUAACACACAACCAGAAGAAACUGUGGUUGGCGUUUCUGCAUCCAUAAUAGGAUGAAGCAUCAGAUGCCUACUAUUCUAAUCUUGCAUGAUGCUGACUCUACUAAGUUCAGUUAUAUUAUAGCUGCAAAUAACAGCCUCAACAUGAAAAUUUCCUUUUUGGAAGCCGCAAGAUGAAAUUCUAGGAUUGAGUUUUCUGGAUGAUUAACAUGAUAAUCUGGCACAAAGAAGCCGAAGAAAAAGAAUAUACAGAAAUUGGGCCAGGCUUAAGAGGGAGCGUGCUGUUUUUGUUUGCGCAACCUGAACUGAUAUCCACGGAUAUUUACUUGUAGUCAUUUAUUGAUUGCUGCUUCAGUGGAGCUGUAAACUUCUAUAUACCCAAUUAAGAUUGAGAUUGAAAAAAAAAAUGUAACAGACAGGACAUGCAUCUCAAUGAAUUGGUGCCACGAAGAUUAUCUUGACACCUUGCUGAUAA
Messenger RNA from Carica papaya (papaya), 3142 nucleotides. RefSeq lists its product as uncharacterized. The record is from RefSeq and is a predicted model, not a curated record. NCBI's taxonomy places the organism in Eukaryota, Viridiplantae, Streptophyta, Magnoliopsida, Brassicales, Caricaceae.